Macaca mulatta (Rhesus monkey) is the source of this 1631-nucleotide messenger RNA. Lineage: Eukaryota; Metazoa; Chordata; Mammalia; Primates; Cercopithecidae. The record is from RefSeq and is a predicted model, not a curated record.
AUGGAGAAGGCAGACCUGGCUCCAGGUGGCACAGAGGCACUGGAGAGGCGCCGGGGGAGCCUGGUGGGAUCUGGCUGGUCCUGUGCUGUGCUUCCAGCAGGUUCUGACCCUGCGCCCUCACCUGCGCACUCCUCCACACCCUGGCUCUACCACCAGCCCAGUUGUGAUGUCCCAGGUGCCCAGUGCGCGCAGGCCACAGAGAAGUCCCGGCAACGCCAUUGGCAAUCUGCUUGUCUUGUCGGUGAGGCCUUCCCAGCUGGCGGGGCUCCCCGCUCCGCUCCUGCGCCUGUGCCUGUCCCGGGAGCCCUGUACUCUUCCCAAUUCCUCUUCUACCCUCUGAGAGGUCCUGGGCCUUCUUUUCCAGCCAGGUGCGACGGCGCCCCUACAAGGCUGUGUCUUCUCCUUCGGAACACGGGCACGGAGGUCCUGCCUUCUAUGGUCUGGAAGCUCCCCUCAAGGAAGAAACCCAUGCUGUCUGCUCGCAACUCCAUGAUGUUCGGACACCUCAGCCGCGUGAGGAUCCCUAGUCUCAGACGCAAGCUUAACCUCCGACUGCCUUCGCUAGAUGAGCAGAUGAUCAGGUCUUGGAAUCUGACCCGGAUCCCAGCCACGCUUCCAAAGACAGAGGUGAGGGCAGAAGAAGAGCCCCAAGAACCACUGGAGGUGGAUCAGGUAGAGACCCAGGGGCAGGAGGACAAUAAAAGGCACCCCUGUAGCAAUGGGGAUGCAGCCUCCACCUUCAGGCCCCUAGAGACUCAAGGAAACCUCACUUCCUUCUGGUGCAGUCCCAGGCCCUUGGAGGGAAAUGUCCAUCUCAAGGGCUUGACAGAAAAGAACCAGACUGACAAGGUCCAGGUGCAUGCAGUGAGUUUCUACUCCAAGGGUGGAGUCUCCAGCUCACACAGCCCUGCUGGAGGCGUCCUUGCCUUUGGGAAGCCGGACCCAGUUCCAACAGUGCUCCCUGCCCCAGUUCCGCGCUGCUUCCUGUGUCCAGAGAAGGCGGCCUUGAAGGUGCUGGGUAAAGACCACCUGCCCAGCUCUCCAGGCUUGCUGAUGGUGGGGAAGGAGUUACAGCGCAAGGAUCCUGCAGCUCUUGCAUCAAGUGGCUCUUCUCCACCCAGAGCUGUCAGCCACAGGUCCCGCAAAAGAAAACUGUCAGGGCCACCGCUGCCGCUGCCACCGACCCCUCCCCUGCAAUUGAGGUGGGAUAGAGACGACCUGUCCCCACCUGCUAAGCUUCCCUGCCUAUCUCCUGAGGCACUGUUGGAGCUGCGUCAGGCUUCCCAAAGGGAACGACGGCUCCAGCAGGGCAACAUAGUUAAGAACAUGGGGGUAUUAAGUAGAACAUCAAAAUCCAGGAGACGAAAACAGCCGCUUGGGAGGAGAAAGAAGACAUGGCAGGGCGGGCACGGUGGCUCACACCUGUAAUCCCAGCACUUUGGGAGGCCGAGGCAGGUGGAUCACGAGGUCAAGAGAUUGAGACCUGAGGAGCGUCUCGGCCUGGUCCCCGCACCAUCUGGGAACUGAGGAGGGCCUCUGCCCGGCUGCCCACUGUUUGUUAUAAUUGCCCUGUGGAAGUCUGAAACGGUAGCAACUUUCCUUACCACAAACACUCUCCUUUUCUGUCACAC